This is a messenger RNA of Cucurbita maxima (winter squash), 708 nucleotides long. Its product is annotated as B3 domain-containing protein At2g31420-like. The transcript has a single exon. The coding region runs from base 1 to 708 and encodes 235 amino acids. Gene Ontology annotation, molecular function: DNA binding. NCBI's taxonomy places the organism in Eukaryota, Viridiplantae, Streptophyta, Magnoliopsida, Cucurbitales, Cucurbitaceae. The record is from RefSeq and is a predicted model, not a curated record.
AUGGGGAUGAGCAAAAGAGUUGAAAGUUUGGGAAUGGAGAUUAGAGUUCCUGAUCUAAGCCAAAUUUACAUACCUAAAAGAAGAAGGGGAUCUUCGGGUGGGGGAAGGAAAGAAGCCGAAACUGAACCGUGUGUGUUGGAGGCUGCAUCUACUUUGAUGCACUUAGCCAAGACUGUUCCUAAUGUUGAAAAGGAAAAAAGUUGGAACACACGCAAAAGGAAGACGCCUACAAGCAGUGCGCCUACGAGGAGGAAGAUGGUUAAGAAAACUGAGUACCCAUCCAUUCCGGAGAUGUCGGACGGGAUGAGAGAGCAAAUUAUGGAGAUGGGUGGGAGGGAAAUUCAUUUAGUAAUUCAAAAACAAGUUCAACAUACCGAUAUAAGUAAGAACCAUGGUCGACUGUCCCUGCCGAUAAAUAAACUCCGUUUUGAUUUUACGACAGAGGAGGAGAAGAAAUUGCUGGAUGAACAGGAAAACAAAAACAAGAAGGGGAUGAACGUGGUGAUGAUAUAUGAUGUUGGGAGAGAAAGUAUUAUAUGCUUGAAGAAGUGGAAAAUUGGGAGCAGUGAUACGUACUGCUUGAUGACGCAGUGGAAUAAGUUGGUGGAAGAGACUGCAUUGAAAGCCGGGGAACACAUCCAACUGUGGAGCUUCCGUAAGGAUGAGGCUCAACUUUGUUUGGCUAUGGUUAAAUUAGGGAGCUGUUAG